AAAACAAAACAUUAGAAGUAAAUAAACGGGCCACCGCGAAACGUCUCAUAAAAUGGCUUAUAAUAUCAUGUCCUACAAGCUGGAAUCCCGUUGGAGCAAGCGGGGCAUUAAAAAAUGCCCAAAGUGUGGUGUUUUCAACGGUCACCGGGCUUCACAGUGCAAAAAUAAACAGUGUCGUCACAUUCUGAACGGGAAAGCUAAAGGUACCUCGAACACCAGUGGGAAAUUGGUGCAAUUGUGUGACCAACUUGUGGCGGUUCAGUUGCAAGCCGAACUCGAGGACCAAUCUGCAAAACUAUACAGCAUCCGGAGAUUGAACGGAAGCAAGGAAGACCGAGGAUUUGUGGAAAUACGCGAUUGCCUUGAUGGCACGGAUGAGCAACUUGAACUGAAAACAGGAAUUUGUUAUGUGGACUGUGAACCCCAUACUGACAGGGACGGAACUUGUCAACAUGUGCGGGUUGCAGCAGCCACCGAAGACAUGGCCGAAGGCUUGGUCAUCAUUAAGGAUAUCAUGGAAAAGAUAGACGCCAGUGAAAUCGAAAGGCAGGAAAUAUGGAAGCAACAGAUGGGUUCUGGUGCACAUGACCCCCUAGUUCAAAGAGUUUCGGAUCGUAUGUUUGUGGUCAAAUGCUACGAUGAUCUGCAUCAACUAGUCCCGUACUGUCAUGUGAAGCUGGAGCUGCCAUCGAGUAUAACUUGCGACUGCCAAUGUCGCAACCAAAUGCACCAGAAAAUAGUUGCGGCUGCCGUACUCAGCAGUCCAAAGUAUCAGUUCGAAUAUGAGACUAUUGUAAAGCACUUAUUGAUUCCAUCGAAACAACUUCCAGACAUUUCGAGUCAAACCAAUUUAGUUCUAUUGCAAAAUGAUUUAUCAUCAGAUGAAUGUCAAUCCUCUCAAGCAACGGAACAAUUUCUGGUUACAACUAUCGAUGAUCCAUCAGCUUUGACAAAUGCAGACAUGCAGCUGAUUAGUUGCCAGCUUGAAUUUGAAACAGAUAUAGCUCAGUCUAGUUUUACCGAUUCUUGUAAAGAAGAAAACGUUUCUAGUUCUCCUGUUAUAGAGCUAAUUAACAGUUCAAAGCGUUGCAUCUCACCAACGGCUACAUUUACUCCCAGCUAUGACGAAAACCUUCAACUUAUGGAUUGUCAAAUAGAACUAAUGGAUCAAUUCAACCUUACGGAUCAAAUCGAUUUUUGUCCAUCGGAUAUCGAACUUAGCGACGAUAAUGUUGUUUUUCCCGCCGAUGAGGAGCUUGGCUUGGUGGUUGAGCAUUCAUCAACUACCAGCCCUUCGGAAACAAAUGUCGAAAUGAAGCAAACUACAAAGAAGAAAAAUGAAAAAUUGCUGGAAGUUACAACCAAAAAGACCGCUUUGAAACAUGCGAGUAAGAUUGAUAAGGAAAAGAUGAAAAAGGGUAGUUACAAUGUGCGCAGAUUGAUGCGAGUCCUGGAGUCAAACGGAGUUGUGUUCAAUAGAUUAACGAAGGCAGAAGCGAGCUCCAUGGUGGCGACUAAUUCCUGCGCCAAUGAUAAGGUAGGCUCUAAUGGCACCGCUUCCCUACCUUCGUUCGAAGCAACGUUAUGCAGUUUAUCCUUUACCGGUUGGCUGGAAUCUGUGAUAGAACAAUUAAAUUCUGCGAUGCGAUAUGAAGGCGAUGGGAAGCCUGAAAUGCAGAUUUUUUCCAUUCAUGAGAACUUUUUCCAGUGUCUUCGAUCUCGUUUUUCAGUCGGACAUAGACUAAGAACACCGGACCAUAAUGUUGUUCUCAAAGACGGCAAACACAAAGGUUUGACCUGCCAGAUCUACAAUUUCACAUGUUACAAAAGUCUGCGUAAUGUGUUUAAGACUGCUAAGACUGCUUUACAAUUUGAAAAAUCUUUUUGUCGAUCUGCUGACGGUAGCUUCGAAGAAAUGGAUCUGAGUGAGCUCUUAAGUGAACAACAAACUACCACGAAAGGAGUUGCAAUAAAGCCAUUUGAGUAUAAGACUUACAUAAAGAUGGGAACUUAUCGUGACGAUCCUAGCGAGAAAGUUCACUACUUCACCUUAGAAUGGAUCGGCGGAGUGCUACCAAAGUGCAAGUUUGGAGAACUGCGAAUUGCAUUCGAGUACGGACAUAAGGAGAAUCAUCUGCACGUAGGACCACCCGGACCGAAACCUGGGAAUUCGACAUGGGACAUUUCGGCAUCGAAUAAACUACUCGCAGUGAACGAUAAUUCACAUAAAAGGUUAUAAUGAGGUGGAAUGUGUAUAAUAUACAGCUAGUAAAGAAUUAACUAUGUCUAUCGCGCACAAUUUUAAUAAA
Molecule: messenger RNA, 2309 nt
Organism: Armigeres subalbatus
Lineage: Eukaryota; Metazoa; Arthropoda; Insecta; Diptera; Culicidae
Exons: 5
Coding region: 53-2239 (728 amino acids)
Cellular component (GO): nucleus
Source: RefSeq, a predicted model, not a curated record